Messenger RNA from Eruca vesicaria subsp. sativa (arugula), 423 nucleotides. The record is from the annotation of a GenBank genome assembly. Lineage: Eukaryota; Viridiplantae; Streptophyta; Magnoliopsida; Brassicales; Brassicaceae.
AUGGAGAAACAGAGUAAACCAAUAUGGAGUAGUCCGAACAUCAAGAAGCUAACAGUUUAUUAUGACUUUGAGCUUUUAAGGGAUGCAAUGUCAUUUCACACCCCAAGCCUUGUGUAUCUCAGCUACAGAGAUUAUGCGUUAGAAUACUACAGAGAUGUGAACUUGGCUUCCCUUGUAGAAGCUAGGCUAGAUAUUCGUUAUUCUAAAUGGAUCAAAGAUAUGGAUCUAAGGGGUCUCAUUAUAGGGGUAAGCAAGGUUGAGAUACUCCAUCUUUCUGCCGCUUCUGCUGAUGUGAUUGCUCAAUGUGUUGAAGUUGAAGAAGAUGGACUAGUUUUACCAGUGUUCAAGAAUAUGGUUAAGUUAUCAGUCUCUGCAUCUGUCGGCACAAAUGCGAUGAACUUUCCCUUUGGAGCCACGUUGUGA